CAUUUUUUUUCCCCUUCUAACUAGUUUCCCGCCUGAGCAAAUUUCUGGUUAGUUGAGCUGACUCACAUUUAUUCAUCUGAAGCCUUAAACCCCCCAAAACCCUAAAAACACAGUCAUCACCAAUUUUCAAAAAAUGCCCUCCGACACAGUCGGCAAUGGCGUCCUGGUCCCAUUCUCCGGCGAGGGCAGUGACUCCGUCGCGGUUUACCCUCUCAACCAUGGCCUCUCCCUUCCAAUUUCUCGCGUCGCCAUCUCCUGGUCCCGCGGCAACUCCCUCCGCGUCUCCCUUUUCGCCGAACCUUCUGCAACCAGUCCCGACUCCCAAGCAUCCGGCGCCAAGGUCGUCGAAGUUAAACUCAGCGGCGAAGAUCCGGAGAUCUCCGACUCUAAUUGGCGGCGAAUCGCCUACGGCUCCGUCACGCCCUUCGCGCUGCUUCAGAGUCGCCGGAGCUCUCUUGCCGCUUUGUCAAAGUCUCCCUCGCCGUAUCAUGUAGAUUGGUGGGAGCAUGUGCUUGAGUAUAGUAAGGAUAUAGCUUCACUUCUUGGGGGGCCAAAGUUAUCUCCCGGUCCGAUAAUCGAAGACCCCAACGCAAUUGCCACGAAAUGUGAGGAGCCGACAUGCUUGAAAGCUGCAUGGGAGUUGCUGGAAAUGUUUUAUGUGGACAAGCGAUCUCAAGCAUGGCUACCUGAAAGGCUUGUUGAUUGGUUAGCUGAUUUCGACAGCCUCUUUACUAGUACACAUGAAACCAUUCAUGGCAAACUUGUCAAUUUUCAGAAAGAGCUUGUCAAUAUACAGGUGAUUGAGGAUGAUCCUAGAUAUUGGGAAGUGAUGUCAUCUGCAUUGUCAGUUGGUUGGCUUGAUAUUGUGGUGAAAAUGCUGCGCUUGCAUGGAUCUUAUCAAUUAGAUCAACUCAGCAGCCGCGAGCGAGAGAAUGGACUUGUGGAGGUAGUUGCUGUUCUUAUUUCGAAAAUGCCCCGCUUGCGUCCUGAGUCUGCUGUAGAAAAUCUUGGAGAAUGCUUUAAAUCAAAACCUGACUUUAUCAAGGCCUGGGAAAAAUGGAGGUCUCAAAUUACGAAACUAGACUGCAGUCCAUUCUGGAUUCAAUGUGAUAAUCAACAGACAUGUGAUGGUUUGAGAAACUUGCUGCAAAUUAUGCUGGGUAACACUGAGAGUCUCUGCACUGCUACAUGUCAUUGGAUUGAGUUGUAUGUUUCUCAUUUUCUGUACAUCAGGCCAUUCACAACAGGAAUAGAAAGCAUGUAUAAUUUGGCCCAAAAAUGCAUGCAAUUGAAACCACCAUCCAGUAUCCAUAAGUUGACAGGACUUAUGAUUGGCAUUCUUGGAGAAAACACUGAGGUAGUUUUAGCAGAAUGUUCCAGAGAAUUUGGUCCUUGGAUGGUUGCACACGCUGUAGAAUUGUUGACUGCAGGGAGUGAGCAAGCAGAGGUUCUUCUACAUGAUGAGCAUUAUAACUUGGGGGGUAUCAGUAUAGUGGAACUGCAUCGGCUUGCAUAUGCUCAAGUUCUAUCAUCACAUGCAUUGACCUGGCAAAUAGCUCCAAUAUAUUUAACUUCGUGCAUGAAGCAAGGAAUGGGCUUGUUAGAGAAUUUAUUAUAUCGACAAUCUGUCCAACACAAUGACACGCUGCUUAAGAACAUUGAGAUUUGCCGUUUGUACGAGCUUGAUCAUAUCAGUUCAAAGAUCAUGAAGGUUGCUGGAGUAUUUCACUGGAAGCAUGGUCGUAAAGGUGCAGGAGUAUUUUGGCUUCAACAAGCCCAAGAUGCAAGUUGUCUCGGUAGGAUUGCCCUGCAGUUAUUUGAUGCUGUUGGAAAGUCAAUUUCUGAUGAAAGCUUCAAGCAAUGGGAAGGCAUAAUUGAAUUAUUGGGUUCUGAAUCUAAGCCUGCAGGGGGUCUUGAAUUUUUACACAAGUACAGGGAUUUCAAAAAAUCCCUUCAGCAGGUAUCUGGUGGAAAAUCUACUGAGGCUGCCAGACAAGCUGUAGGCUCCCUCAUACUGCUUAUGAAAAACCCAUCGACCCCGCCGCGCUUUUGGCUGCCACUUCUUUAUGACUCGUUGAAGCUGCUCAAUUGGAAAGAUUGUUCUCUUCUCACCGAGUCUGAGACCAAUCUUCUGCUGAACAAACUUCAAGAGUUAUCUUUGGCGAGGUUGCGCCCACAUUUCACUGAGCCAAGCUUACCCCCUGAAGCACUAAGCUCUGUCAGGCUGGCUCUAGCUACAAAUCUUGGUCGUGCUAUACUUGAUGAAUAGGCUGACCAAAUAUAUUCCAAUGGGGAUUCGCCCAAGGCAUGUAGAAGGGGCUUGUAAAUUGCUAUGUUCCAGUGGUUAUCACAAUUGUUGUCUCAGGUUUCUAAUAGAGGGGGCUUGUAAACUGCUCUGGCCCAAAUGAAAACCAAUACAGGACAGUACUAGACAAGCAUAAAAAAUAUUAGGAGGAUAAUUUUUAUCGCUGAUCGGGUUUUUGGAGUUAUUCGAUAGUUUGUAAGAGAAUAAUUUCCUUCCAAAACUUGUAAUUUUAGUUAAUUUCAAUGUCAUAUUGGAGGAUUUAGUUGCAAAAUUUAUGUUCAGGCAUUA
Molecule: messenger RNA, 2593 nt
Organism: Lotus japonicus
Lineage: Eukaryota; Viridiplantae; Streptophyta; Magnoliopsida; Fabales; Fabaceae
Product: nuclear pore complex protein NUP85
Exons: 18
Coding region: 134-2269 (711 amino acids)
Biological process (GO): mRNA export from nucleus; protein import into nucleus; positive regulation of DNA-templated transcription
Cellular component (GO): nuclear pore outer ring
Molecular function (GO): structural constituent of nuclear pore
Source: RefSeq, a predicted model, not a curated record